AUGGGAGACGCAGAUGGCCCCAAGAUAUGCCAGAAAUGCCAGAUAAUAGCGACCAAGACAGUGAAUUUCACCAUCAGCGAGAACCAGGGCUGUCUCGACAGCGGCCGUUCGAAGAACAUCGCACACGAGGACGACAUCGAGGUGCACGAGCAGCGGUGGAUCGACGCAGGCGGACGCGAGGAGGACUUCAAGUAUGAGACUGAUUGGACGGCCAGGACGUUCAGGUUCAGCAGUAACGACACCCAGAGGUCCAACAGAAAGGCGUGGAUACCGCAGUGGCUUGGUUACGCGCUGGUGCGGUCGCGCGUGCACAUCGUGCCCGGCAUGGCCCCGCUGCUGCUGUCGAGACGGUGGGCGAAGGACCUCGGGGGCCACGUGGAUUUCGAGAAGAACACGAUCGAUUUCGCGGCGAUCGGGCAAAAGGCGCAGCUGACGACUCGCGGCGGCGAGCAGGACGGGCACUACGCGUUGGAGAUGCGCGCGCCCCCGCCGCGCGCCAUUGUCCAGACGGUGUUCGAUUGGAAGACGGACGACGUGGAGGUCUAUGACAAGAAGGAGCAGGAGAAGCACCCCACUGUUCAGAACGCAGGACGGCUCGAACGGUCGGGACCUCAGAUCGUCGCUGCCGGACGGCUCGCAUGGUCGGGGCCGCAGAUCUUCGUUGCUGGACGACUCAAAGUGUCGGGGCAUCAGAUCUUCGCCGCUGGACGGUUCGAAGGGUCGCGACUUGAUGUCGUCGCCGCGGGUGCCGGACAACGGAAAAAAUCGCGGCCCGAUGUGACGCGGGACGACGACCUGCCCGACGUAAAGCAUGUGGUGGUGAGCAAGAAGCAGCGGCGGAGCCAGAAGGCCGUGGCGGGUGGAGAUCGAAUGGAGAAACACAGUGACAUCGGGAUCUUGGACGUGUUCUCGCCACUGAGGGUGGCACAGGCCGCGGCGGCCGCACGAACCGCCAGUUUCGGCGCCUUCGACUUGAAGACGAGAUGGGGUUUUGAUCAGAGCAGCGCGAGGGAAGAGGCCAUUGGCGAGUGGAUGAACCAGUGCGAGGAGGCGGCCGCCUACGUCAACUGUUGCGUCAAGCUGGCCAAGAAUCAGAUGGAGGUCGGUGGCGCUUUCGUCUUCCAGGUUCUACUGGGAGGUGGAACCUGGGCGCCGGGCGAGAUGAAGGCGUUCUUCGCGAGGCGCCGAGAGGAGCGCUGCUUUGCGAAGAGCGCCUG
Prorocentrum cordatum is the source of this 1217-nucleotide messenger RNA. The record is from the annotation of a GenBank genome assembly. Lineage: Eukaryota; Dinophyceae; Prorocentrales; Prorocentraceae.